Molecule: messenger RNA, 790 nt
Organism: Homalodisca vitripennis (glassy-winged sharpshooter)
Lineage: Eukaryota; Metazoa; Arthropoda; Insecta; Hemiptera; Cicadellidae
Product: nuclear pore membrane glycoprotein 210-like
Exons: 4
Coding region: 45-587 (180 amino acids)
Cellular component (GO): nuclear pore
Source: RefSeq, a predicted model, not a curated record
CUUGUUUUAUAUUGUGAUAGGUGCCAGACAGAGACAGGCUGUCUAUGAGAGUGGUGGCUCUGAAGCCAGGCAGAGUGACAAUCCACCUCAAUGUGAUGAUGAAGGCCACCAAGUAUGGCUCAGUUGUGGAUUUCUCAGAUCAUCUGGACUUGGAGAUAUUCGAGGAGCUGAGAGUUGUCAAACCACUUCACUACAAGGCCUCUACACUGUUAGUGGCACCCUUCACUCACACGUAUCUCCGCACCAAUAAGGAUUCGGUGAGUGAGGUGAAAUACAGUGUGAUGGGCUCUCCAGAGGCAGGCUGGAGCAUCACUCAGAACACUGCACUGACAAGCAACACGCCUGUUGUGACAGUGAACCGUGCAGGUCUGGUCAUGUCACAUGGUGCAUUAGGUUCAGCCACUGUGCUCGUCAACUCUGUGGAGGAGUUUGGGCUCAGGCAAACUUUACCAGUAAACAUUGAGGUGAAGCCUGUUUCAUUAUAUAAUGCUGAACGUGAAGACCAAGCUGCACCUGGGUCCCAGCAAAGUUAUCUCUGCUCUCCCCCGAGGCAUGGACCUAGACUUGGUCGUCACAUACCACGAUGAUACUGGAGAUGUGUUCGCAGCCACACGGACAGACAUUAAUGUGCAACAGAACAGAAUCGAUAAUGUGAAAGUCGUGCGUGGAGAAGUGAAUGGUACCCUUCUUGUCAAGCUAGUUAACUAUGGUUCAACAGUGUUGAAGGUCUGGGACAAAAUCACACCCAAAGUGUCUCAAGAUUAUGUCAAGUUUCGAGUUGAUCACCUCA